AACUAAACAACUAUUUAGUGAAUGCUUCAAAACAAUACAAGUGAAGACAUUUGUUUAUCAAACUAGACAGUUUAAAAUAGUGCACCAGUAACAGCGGCCAAACACCAAACAUACAAAACAUUAUGUUUUCAAAACAAUUUAUUGUAAUCAAUGAGCAACUUGUUUAUCCAAGCAAUUGUUUUACUGCCAUUAUUCUAUUGUUAGGGUAGAUUAGUUAGGUGAUAUGUUUAAGCUUUGCACGCAGUCCUGCAGCCCUCGAGUUUGAUUGACACACAUACGCGCGCGCGCAGGUACGAGCCGCCGUCAGUCGUCCCGCGCCCGUCGACCGAGCGCCCGCGUCGCUGCGUCGUGUAACAAAACCGGCCCGAAUGCCGGAGAACCAGUCGGCGGGAUGGCGAGUCUCGGCGUGCUAGUAGCGCCAUGUUGAAACAUACGCAGCGGCCGCCGGCGGCGAACGAUGCCGACCACCGCUACCAGAACAUGCCGCGGCGGCCGCACCACCACCUGCCCCUUAACGUGUCCACCCUGGACUCGUCGAAGCACUCUGUUGGAGGGACUUCGGCGAGCGUCAGCCCCGGAGCGCAGCCGCCGACGUCGACGGCUCCCGUGUCCGUCGUGGCCCCGCUGCCGGUGUCCUCUCCGCCGAAGCUCGCGAAUGGCUCCGCGCCGGGGGUCCCGCCGCCGCGGCCCAGCUCGCACCGGAACCGCAGCACGCGCGCCGCCACGGAGGAGGCGCUCACGUCGCUGGCGCUGCUCUGCCUCGUCAGCUUGCUGCUCGCUCUGCUAGCGCUGCUGUUCUUGCUGAAGAUCUCGGCGCCUGCGACCAGUGCUCCCGAGGAGUUUGCAGUGGUGUAUGAAGUGACAUUAGCGUUGUGUGCAUUGACGCUAUCAUUGAAUCUUUGCUGUCUGCUCGUGUGUGCAAUACAGUUCCUUUUUGCUGUUAAAUUAGUGCACUCUCCUUCAGCACCUAAUGGACGAUCAAAUAAAUACCUGCAGAAGUCGGCCAUCACAAGGGUAUGCGCUGUCGGCGGGUUCUUUAUAUCAAUACCGGUAUUUUUAACAGGCAUAAUACUCUAUACCUUCAUCCAGUUCCACUCAACGCCAGCAAUAGUGACGUCAGUAUUCAUCGGCGUCGGCAUCAUCUUCUGCGGCUGCGCUAUGGUCCAUAACGUCUUCGUAUGGCAAAAAGAAAAAACGAACCUCGUCAAGGCAUUUCGAACCCAAGAAGUGGCCGCAACGCCGAACUUAAAUACUUCGAACGGAGUCAUAAUGGGGAACGGCCAUUUAAAUAAUACGGGGAUGGGAAACUUGAGUUUUCAUAGCAUGCAGGCUGGAGCCCCUUAUACUCAUCCUAUUACGUUGUUGCAGCAAGGAGGGCCUUAUAUUAUAAGGCCGCCUACGAGCACGCCGCCGGGUGAGGGCGCGGCCACGCCGGGCGUGCCGCCCGCCACCAUCGACCUGAGUCACGAUACACACGAACUCAGCACGCUUGUGUGAACACACCGUGCUAGGAUCUCGAGUCAAGAAAUUAUAGAAGGAACUAUAAAACAAGGGAUAUAUAUACCUAUACAAGAAAAGACGGUUUAUGUCUAUAUAGAUCUAAGCAGUCAGCUUGGGGUUAGGCUUUGAAUGAUACAGAGCUAAGUAUUAGGGGCUUUUUAAAAUUGAGUUGAAUGGAAAUUAUGCGAGACAAGUUUUGUAUUUGAACGACCGAGGCUCUAAAUCAUGAGUUUUUUUUAUUACAGAGGUAUAAUUUCAAGGGGACAGGCUUGUACUAGACUGAGUCUCUUAGUCAUGACGUUUAAAACAGUUAUGAUAUUAAAAAUCGCUCAUCAGCUUUGAUCUAGUCAUUACGUGUGGCGUAAAGACUAAGUAUGGCGUAUCGGUUAGGUGUGAAAGAAAAAGUGAAUAUGUGUAAACUGCGUUAUGGGUAACUCCCAGCUCACUGCCGUACGUGACAUACGUUUGGUUUAAACGCGGUCUAAUAUAACCAAAAGGCAUUUUAUUAACCGAGAUAAAACCUGCUUUUGGAUGAGGCCUUUUUUCGGUACUGUGAUUUUUUACAGAUAGACUAAAAUAUAAUUUCGCAACUAAAAAGUUUAGUUAACCCCUUACAACAUUAAAAGAAUGGUUGGAGCUGUCACCUAGCUACAUCGAAUGAAAAAUCGCAACAUAGAUGAGAAGAGUUACAAAUUUUAUACCAUAGUUUAGACGAUUAUGAUUGCCACUCAGUAGUAAAACUAAAAAUUCAUUGAUCACACGCAGAGAAUUCAGUGGACUCGUUUUCAUAUGAAUGAAAAAAAUCUUAAGUAUAUUCCUUGCUUUAUAGUUUUUCUUCUAUGACGUAACAUGUACGUGACGUACAAAUAUUACACAGUAAGAUGUCAAAUUGUGACGUCAUUGUAACACGAAUGUUAUCGCAAAUGUUUGUCCCAAAGGGUGGGAGUUUGUGUGAGUGAUUGAAACGUAUGAGAUUUAUGAAUUAAUUUAUAGUAGCGAUGUAUUCGUCUUGAGAUACUGAGGAAUUUGGAAUUCGUAAGCCUAACCUUAGUUUGUCAAACAUUUGUACCAAUGCAACAACUAACAGCGACAAUCAACUUUAUACCGUCUGAAAUAAGGUACAUUUCAGCUUACGACCAUAUUUCGACAUUUAAAUAAUUUUAUCAAGAUUUGUUUUUGUUUUUUCGUCUCAAGACGAAGACAUCGCCGGCAUUCAGCUUACGCUGUUAUCUUUAACUCAAAGGCCAUAAUAAGCCUAUAACAUACUUGUUCUUUUUGUAUAUUGUGGUAACUGUAAAUAUUGUUUCUUUAGUUUAUGUUUAAAUUGCCAUGUUUUUAUUUUAAUUAGUUUAUUUAAGAGAUCUAGAAAUUUUUCUUGCCUUUUUUUCGCGGGUGAAAUAGAAUGUAUUAAUUUACGUUUCCAUUGCUUAGUAAGUGUUUAAUUAGUCGAUUCUAGUGUUGUUAUGAAUCGAUUAUUAUCAGUAUGUGACUUGUAGUUACUAUCGGCAUUAUCUUAAAAUCGUAUUAAAUCAGUUAAUAUGUUAUUUUGAUUGUAAGAAGCGAUUUGUUAUUCAAAAAUGAUAAAACAAUCCCAAUUAGAUUUUACUAAAAUACUUAGUCAAAAAGUUUUUAUUUUCAUGAGCUCUAAAAGUUGCUUGUUUCUCAAGCGUUAAUUAGAAUAAUUACUAAGCUGUGGAGACGUAAAUUAGCAGUUUAAACUAUCAAAAUUGCAAGUGGUUUGUCAACAUAAUAAAUAUUUAAAAUACUCACUGAACAGAAAUAUUAAAUUGAUUGAAAAUCACUCGCAAGGUUACAUAAGAGAUACACGAAUAAUCGAUUAGGUAUAGAAAAGAAAAAUCGAUUAUAAAGUCAAGAAUUGACGACGAAUUUUUUUUGACGAGAUAUCUUCUUUUUCUGCAGUCAAAUAUAUUAAAAGAGAUUAUAACUUCGCUACAUCGCCUUUAUUAAACAACUUCAAAUUUUAUUAAAGCUCUACUGUAUACAUUUUCGAAAUAUUUAACGUGAAAAGUCUAAAAGAUCUGUAUUUUUUAUAAUUGUUAUUUAUAAAUUAUUUUUCUUUAAUUUUUCGACAAAAUCCGAUAUAAAUAAAAAACUCGCACAUACGAAACAUACAAUUGGAUUACAAAUGAGUAAGUUAAGUUAAAAUUAAACCCACCAAUCUGAUAUUAGUACUAAAAUAAAUAAAAAAAAACAAACCGAAAAUAAAAAGCGUAACAAAAUGUAUAUUUGUACAUAGUGUUUACAUAUAAAUCAGGAGGCAUAAAUUUAUUUAUUAUCUUUUCUUUUAACUGGUAACAUUUGCUAUUUUUACUGUAGUUCAUUUUAUGUGAGACUAAAAAAUAAAAAUAAAAUAAAAUAAA
This is a messenger RNA of Trichoplusia ni (cabbage looper), 3881 nucleotides long. RefSeq lists its product as uncharacterized. The transcript is spliced from 4 exons. The record is from RefSeq and is a predicted model, not a curated record. The coding region runs from base 421 to 1497 and encodes 358 amino acids. Lineage: Eukaryota; Metazoa; Arthropoda; Insecta; Lepidoptera; Noctuidae.